This is a messenger RNA of Sarcophilus harrisii (Tasmanian devil), 3994 nucleotides long. RefSeq names its product calmodulin regulated spectrin associated protein family member 3 (gene CAMSAP3). Gene Ontology annotation, cellular component: microtubule minus-end. The coding region runs from base 166 to 2988 and encodes 940 amino acids. Gene Ontology annotation, biological process: cytoplasmic microtubule organization; negative regulation of microtubule depolymerization. Lineage: Eukaryota; Metazoa; Chordata; Mammalia; Dasyuromorphia; Dasyuridae. The record is from RefSeq and is a predicted model, not a curated record. The transcript has 18 exons. Gene Ontology annotation, molecular function: calmodulin binding; microtubule minus-end binding.
GACGCUGCUGCACCUGGAGCCGGAGCCCGGCAGCUGCGGCGGCGGCGGCGGCGGCGGCAGCGAGGGUGGCGGCGGCGGCCGGGCCCGGUGCUAGCCCAACAGAGGAGAGCCAGGGCCGGUCCGGCUCGGGCCGGCCACACCAGACAGCGCAUCCCCGGCGCCGUCAUGGUGGAGGCGGCGCCCGCCGGCCCCGGGCCGCUGCGGAAAACCUUCCUGGUGCCCGAGAUCAAGCCACUGGAUCAGUACGACUUCCCGCGGGCCAAGACGGCCGCCAGCCUGGCCUGGGUGCUGCGGGCCGCCUUCGGGGGCGCAGAGCAUGUGCCUUCGGAGCUAUGGGAGCCUUUCUACACCGACCAGUACGCCCAGGAGCACGUGAAGCCUCCGGUGACGCGGCUGCUUCUCUCGGCCGAGCUGUAUUGCCGGGCCUGGCGGCUGGCGCUGCCCAAGCUGGAGGCUCCGCCCGGUCCCGCCGCCCUGUUAACACUGCUGGCCCGGCGGGGUCUGACCCCGACCCUGCCCGAUCGGCCCGUGCGGGAGGCUGACCUGCGGCAUCAGCCCAUUCUCAUGGGCGCCCACUUGGCUGUGAUUGAUGCCCUUAUGACGGCCUUUGCCACAGAGUGGACCGCCUCCCUGCCCGUCCCUGCGGCUCCGGGCAGCUGGGAGCACAAGCUCCUUCUCUGGGUGGACUCGACCAUGCGGCGACUGCAGGAGCUGACCGAGCGGGAGGCGGCCCAGAGAACCCCUGUGCCCCCAGCAGACAGCGCUGCCCAGCCCUCGUGUCCCACCCGCUGGUACUGGAAGCUCGUUCCCCACGCCGUUGCCUUCUGUUUGAAGGAGUCAGGGAGCAAACCCCCUGUGAUCCGGUACCGAAAGGACCGGGCCGUGGCCCGCAGGGCCCCCUGUUUCCCUGUGGUGUCGGGUCUCCAGGACUUGGCUAGCGGAGCCGCCCUAGCUGCCAUCAUCCACUGCUACUGCCCCCAGCUGCUGAGGCUUGAGGAUGUGUGCCUGAAGGACACCAUGUCUGUGGCCGACAGUCUGUACAAUCUGCAGCUAGUCCAGGACUUCUGUGCUGCCCGCUUGCCGGGGGGCUGCCCCCUGGCUCUGGAGGACUUGCUCUAUGUGCCGCCCCUCCUCAAGACUAACGUGGCCGUGCUGCUAGCCGAGCUGUUUCUGUGCUUUGAGGUGGUGAAGCCAGACUUUGUGAGGCCCAAGGAGCUGCCGGAUGGGCGAGGUUCCUCUCCUGGGGUCAGUGAAGCCUCUACUCCACCGAGUGGCAAUGGAGCCAGCUCCCCUGUUUUCAAUUUCCGGCACCCUCUUCUGUCUCCAGGGGGGCCACAGUCCCCUCUCCGUAGGUCAUCAGGUUCCUUACAGUCCUCUCCCUCCAUGACCCACAUUGAAGCUUUUGGGAAGGCAUGGAACCGGCAGCUCAGCCGCCCCCUGUCCCAGGCUGUAUCCUUCAGCACUCCCUUUGGCCUGGACAGCGACGUGGACGUGGUCAUGGGGGACCCAGUGCUGUUACGCUCUGCCAGUUCCGACAGCCUGGGCCCCCCAAGGGUUUCAGCGUCGCAGCCUCCCCCAGAGCCAGCCCCGGAGCCUGGGGACCUCCCCACCAUAGAAGAAGCCCUGCAGAUCAUCCAUAGUGCUGAGCCCCGCCUGCUCCCGGAUGGGGCUGCUGAUGGCGGCUUCUAUCUCCAUUCCCCCGAGGGACCCUCCAAACCCACCCUGUCUUCAUCGUACCCCUCCGAGACCUCAAAGCUUCCUGCUUACUACCCUCACCCGGAGGGGGGCUCGAAGGCCUCCAAGCCGCCCUUGACUUCAUCCUACCCGCCUGGAGAAGCCUCCAAGCCCGUCCCGCCUGAGGGCUCCCCAGCAACUCCCACCCCCCGAAAGAGACCAGCCUUUGCUGGAGGAAGAAGCAGCUGGGAAACCCAAGGCGGGCCGGGAGGAAACCGGGGGCCCCUCCCGAGGCCCCUCCCGAGGCCCCCAAACUCAGAAGAAAGCAAGCCUUGCAAACUGGAAAAGAAAAGGCGCGCCAUCCAGGCUCAAACGGUCUGUUCUUUAUCCCCACCUCUGGGCCUCUUUAUGUUUUCCCUCAGGUUGGCCCAGGAAGAGAGGGCCCGAGUUGGAGCCGGGGCCAGCCUGGAAGAGGAGGGCCCAUCCCGGAGAGGGGACUUUACACGACAAGAAUAUGAGAGACGGGCACAACUCAAGUUGAUGGACGACCUGGAAAAAGUACUACGACCUCGAGGGACGGGGGGUGGGCCUGGAAGAGGGGGUGCCCGUCGGCCCCCUCGACCUCGAUCCGGCUGCUGUGAUGACUCGGCCCUGGGCCGCAGUCCCCGAGGUCUCUUGGGAUCCCGACUUAGCAAAGUGUACUCCCAGUCUACCCUGUCCCUUUCCACUGUGGCCAACGAUUCUUCCAACAACCUUGGGGUGAAAAGGCCCACAUCCAGGGCUCCUUCUCCAUCAGGCCUCAUGUCCCCCAGUCGCCUGUUGGGUAACCGUGAUCGGGAUUGGGAAAAUGGGAGUACUGCUUCAUCACCAGCCUCUGUCCCAGAAUACACGGGUCCCAAGCUGUACAAGGAGCCCAGUGCCAAGUCCAACAAAUACAUCAUCCACAACGCCCUGGCCCACUGCUGCCUGGCUGGCAAGGUCAAUGAAUCUCACAAGAACCGCAUCCUGGAGGAAAUUGAGAAGAGCAAAGCCAACCAUUUCCUGAUCCUCUUCCGGGACUCGAGCUGCCAGUUCCGAGCACUGUACACCUUCUCUGGGGAGACGGAGGAGAUGUCCCGACUGGCCGGCUACGGCCCCCGCACCAUCACCAAGUCCAUGGUCGAGGGGAUCUACAAGUACAACUCGGACCGGAAACGCUUCACCCAGAUUCCCGCCAAGACCAUGUCCAUGAGUGUGGACGCCAUCACCAUCCAGGGCCACUUCUGGCAGACCAAGAAGCCCAGCACCCCAAAGAAGCCCAGCACCCCUAAAUAGCCCAGACAUUUCCUGUCUGAGGCCUGGACUCUGCUCCACAGCCAGCUGGGGGCCUUCUGUCCCCAAGGGUGGUUCCGGAGAGGGAGGGGGAGAAGGGAGGUGCUUUGUACCCCCUCUUCCAGCCUGGUCCCUUCUCCCCUCCCUGGUUAGGAGACUGGGCAGGAAGGAGAUCUGGACUCCUCGUGCCCUGGACUCUCCUCAAUCCUCUCCCCAACUGCAUGUUUCUUCUACCCCGGUGCCUCUUGGAGGCAAUGUCUCUGUUCCCUACUCCCCCGCCUCCCAGCCACCUCUUGCCUGGACAGAUUUGGUCCCCAGUGUUGGGGGGCUCCCAGUCUCCAAGCCUUUGGAAAACCAAUUUAUAAAUUCUGGCCUGAGCCCAGGGUAGGAUUCCAAAGGAGCCUGGAUCUGCAUUCUACUUUUUUUUGGGAGGGGAUAUUGGGGGGGGGGGGUGGUUUUCUUGCUCCCCAUCUCUCCAGGUCCUUUUCUUCCCUGGAAGAUUCUGGAGGGAGCCUCUUCAUCUCUGUGUCGUGUCCUGCUGUGGGGAGGGGGAAGCUGGGAGCUUCAGGGACUCAAGGCUCAGCUCAACCACCCCCUGCCCCUGUCUGUCCUCUCUACCUUGAAUAAAAUAAUUUAAAGAGAUGUUCUUGACCUCUUCCUUCUCAAGGAUGGGGUGACUGGAAGCUUGGGGAGGGAUGGAAGGUAGGCGCAGGGCUCCCCUGUUCAGAAGCAUUCAAAGAAGAGAAAUCCCUCCAGCCUCCACCCAAGAACUCCAGCGAUGGAAACUCUUCAUAUUUCUGUGGCAGCUUAUUCCUAUCUUUCUGAGCCAGACUUGCUCCUCCCGGCUCUUCCUUCUGAGGCCGAUCUAGGCAAGCAAGUCUCUUCAAGUGUCAGUCCUCCCAGGACUGAAGGGAACCAACAUGGUGCCAUCUAAGCCUGGGCCACCAUUCACUUCUGAAUCUUGUUGGUCUCCAUCCUAAAACAUGGCAUCCAGGGAAACCCACAACUC